AUUAAUAUAAGUGAAAACAUUUCAAGAUGUCGGAUGAAUCUGUCACGGAAAAUGACAGUCUCUUAAUGAGUGAAUACAAAAGAGAAAAUUGUGAAGGAAUAACAACCUUUAAUGAGACAAGUGAAUCUGAUCCUAUCAGCCUUCAAAAUCAUCUCGAUAGCGAGACCUGUGUUAAAAUUCCUUUGGAAUGCACGUCAGACAUUCAAGAAGAAACAGAUAUUUUUCCUAGUGACAGUACUGAAAUUCAAAGUUCUGUCCGAGGGCUUCCCCCGGGGAAAAAGUAUCAUAUUUUCACUUCAUGUUCUUCCGAAGAUAUCGAAGAAGUAAACAAAUUAUGCGAGGAAUUGGAGAAAAGAUUCUAUCUCAGAUGCAUGCAGUUUGAGAGAGAUUUUGUGGCUGGAAAACGUUUGGAUGACAAUAUUCAUUCCGAAAUGACAAAAAGUGUGAAAGUAUUAAUAGCAUUGAGCCCAGCCUAUAUUAAAAGUCACUGGUGCAUGAGAGAGGCCGAUGAGGCUGUUCAAUUAUCCUACUCUAACAACGAAAAACUAAAGAUUAUACCUGUUCUAUUGCGCUCAAUAGAUGAACCUGAUAUGCCACCCUUUCUGAAGAAGUACAGGUAUAUAGAUGCACAAAAGGAAGAAGACGUAGCAGCAAAGAUAAUGGAUGCAUACUAUCAUUCAGAGGCUGUGGAUAAAAUCUUAAUUCAAGGUGAACAUGGAUUAACAGCGGAAGAAAUCCAGAAUCAGAAUGGGGCACGUCUGAUGUCGAAGACAUUUAUACAGCAACAUCCAUACAGUGAAAAAGGCUAUGUAUUUGAAACUGAAAGUCUUACUUAUAAUGAGCGAGAGUAUUUGAAAAACAUUCAUGAAAAGUGUGAAGAACAAUUCGAAGCAGCUGAAUGUUUGGUUUCAAGUCAGCGUCUUCUGAAGUUCUACAAGAUCUUUGUUUUAACUAAAUUUACUCACGCUGCAGCCGUUCUCUUGGCUGCUAUUGUGGUGUCCUCUAUAAUGACGCUACAAUACGUAACUGUACUAGUCAGUAGAGAUAUCAGGAACACUUCAAGCGCGUCAUUCCCCUUAGGAGUUUUGCUUGGAUUCGUGCUAUACAUCAUAUUUGUCGUAGCAAUAUUCGUCUUACGUAAAAAGCUGAAAAACAAUAUAAGAAAGAAACUCUGGGAAUUUGUGAACAAAAAGUAUUUCCGGGAGACAAAAUGCUUGAUUGUGUAUGACGAUGUCAUUGUUCGACAGCCUUGUUUGAUGCUUAUUCGCUACAAUACAUCACCAUGCCAGGAAUAUGUAACUAUUCUUCUGGACAAAAAGUAUUUUCAUUUGGAUGAGGAAAAAAUUCAGGCAAUGGCUGCUGAGAAAAUUGAAGAAAAAUUGGAACAAUUGCAGUGUUUGGGACUUUUGGCGGAAUGGUACCAGUUAAGUGUGUACACUUAUAAUCGCCAUAAUACCUGGCUAAGAAAACAAUGUCUCUGUCAGUUAUUGGAGGGAAAUCUCAUCAAACGGAAAGUCAUAACCGUAUAAUGAAGCAACAUUCUUUGACAUGUCCGACGUAACUUGAUUCUUGAAGACCUUUUGGAAAUCCUCCGCUUGCUAUAUAUUUUUUUCAAGUGAAUUCUUAGCUGUUUUGAGAAGAUAGUUAUUAUUAUAUCUUUUGAUUAAACACAGUUGUUAAUGAUAUUUGAUGAUUAUGUACCCGGUAUUCUAAAAUUAUAUUAAAAAAUGCUUUUUUUUAAUAUCAUACGAGUAUAAUUGUUAUUAUUUA
Molecule: messenger RNA, 1770 nt
Organism: Saccostrea cuccullata (small rock oyster)
Lineage: Eukaryota; Metazoa; Mollusca; Bivalvia; Ostreida; Ostreidae
Exons: 8
Coding region: 27-1529 (500 amino acids)
Biological process (GO): signal transduction
Source: RefSeq, a predicted model, not a curated record